This is a messenger RNA of Penaeus monodon (black tiger shrimp), 390 nucleotides long. RefSeq names its product collagen alpha-1(X) chain-like. The transcript is spliced from 2 exons. The record is from RefSeq and is a predicted model, not a curated record. The coding region runs from base 1 to 390 and encodes 129 amino acids. NCBI's taxonomy places the organism in Eukaryota, Metazoa, Arthropoda, Malacostraca, Decapoda, Penaeidae.
AUGGAGAAGCCCCCUGCCAGGAUUGGGGCCCAGGAUUGUCUCCUGCCCAGGAAGCCCCCGGGGGUCUCGCCUGCCCCCGGACGCGCCCGGGUGAGUUCGCCCCCCGCCCCCGGACCCCGCCGGAUGAGGGCGUCGCCUGCCCCCGGGCGCGCCGGAUGUCCCCCCCAAGGAUCUGGUGGGCAUCAACCAUCAGAAAGACUCCUGCCGAGGACCGCAAGAGGAGAAAAUGGUGGGUGCGGAAUGCCCCCCGAAAGAAAAGUUGGCAUGGGUCUGGUGGGCAAAGGAAAGCUGGAGGAGCUGCCCCCCGCCAGGGGCAUGCCGGGGGAGCUGCCUGCCCGAGGACAUGAGGAGGAGCCGCCUGCCGAAGACAUGCGGAGGAGUGCCUGCUGA